AUGGCCGACGCACUUGCUGCACAACUCGGCAACACUAAGCUGGAACCUACCCAAGAACAAAGACUGCAGGACUCAUUGAAUCUACCCCCCAAAGAUGCCCGCCCACAAACCGAGGAUGUCACUGCCACAAAAGGUCUUGAGUUCGAGGACUUUUACAUCAAACGCGAACUUAUGAUGGGAAUCUUCGAGGCUGGAUUUGAGAAGCCAUCCCCCAUUCAAGAAGAGACGAUACCAGUUGCUCUCACCGGCCGAGACAUUCUAGCUCGAGCCAAGAACGGUACCGGAAAGACGGCUGCCUUCGUUAUUCCCACCCUCGAGCGCAUCAACCCAAAGAGCACAAAGACCCAGGCAUUGAUUCUGGUUCCCACACGAGAGCUCGCUCUUCAAACAUCACAAGUUUGCAAGACUCUUGGCAAACAUCUUGGUAUCAAUGUCAUGGUUACCACUGGUGGAACUGGCCUGAUGGACGAUAUUAUGCGAUUGAAUGACGCCGUUCACAUCCUCGUGGGAACUCCCGGUCGAGUACUGGACUUGGCCAGCAAGGGAGUUGCUGAUCUCUCUGAAUGCCCAACUUUCGUGAUGGAUGAGGCAGACAAAUUGCUGUCGCCGGAGUUUACUCCAGUCAUUGAGCAACUCAUGUCAUUCCACCCCAAAGAUCGACAGGUCAUGCUCUUCAGUGCUACUUUCCCUCUCAUCGUGAAGUCAUUCAAGGAUAAGCACAUGCGCAACCCAUAUGAGAUCAAUCUUAUGGAUGAACUCACCCUGCGUGGUAUCACACAAUACUAUGCAUUUGUCGAAGAAAAGCAGAAGGUUCACUGCCUCAACACUCUCUUUUCCAAGCUUCAAAUCAACCAGUCGAUCAUUUUCUGUAACUCGACGAACCGUGUUGAGCUGUUGGCCAAGAAGAUCACCGAACUUGGCUAUUCCUGCUUUUACUCCCAUGCUCGGAUGCUUCAACAACACCGCAACCGUGUGUUCCAUGACUUCCGCAACGGUGUUUGCCGCAACCUGGUCUGCUCUGAUCUCCUGACCCGUGGUAUCGAUAUUCAAGCUGUGAACGUCGUGAUCAACUUCGACUUCCCGAAGAAUGCUGAAACGUAUCUUCACCGUAUCGGUCGUUCCGGCCGUUUCGGACACUUGGGUCUCGCCAUCAACCUCAUCAAUUGGGAAGAUCGGUUCAAUCUCUACAAGAUCGAACAGGAACUGGGUACUGAAAUUCAGCCCAUCCCUCAGAACAUCGAUAAGAAACUCUAUGUGUACGACUCUCCCGAGAACAUUCCUCGGCCGAUCUCCAACCCUCCCCCUCAGAGUGGUGCCGGAUCAGUGAACACGAACGGGGACCGACAGCCCCGACGUCACAACAACCAUGGCCAGUUCCAACAGGGCCAACCAGGUCAGCAUUAUAACAACAAUCGGGGCCGUGGGUCCUAUCGUGGCCGUGGCCAAGGUCAACGUCGCGGACCGUCCAACGACAACCGGAUGGCUUUCCAGCAACCGCCACAGCAACAACCUCCUCAGCAGUCCUAA
Penicillium brevicompactum is the source of this 1527-nucleotide messenger RNA. It is a transcript of the gene dhh1, whose product is annotated as DExD/H-box ATP-dependent RNA helicase DHH1. The transcript is spliced from 3 exons. Gene Ontology annotation, molecular function: ATP binding; RNA helicase activity; mRNA binding. Gene Ontology annotation, biological process: P-body assembly; cytoplasmic stress granule assembly. The record is from RefSeq and is a predicted model, not a curated record. Gene Ontology annotation, cellular component: P-body; cytoplasmic stress granule. The coding region runs from base 1 to 1527 and encodes 508 amino acids. NCBI's taxonomy places the organism in Eukaryota, Fungi, Ascomycota, Eurotiomycetes, Eurotiales, Aspergillaceae.